This is a messenger RNA of Cuscuta epithymum, 1153 nucleotides long. The record is from the annotation of a GenBank genome assembly. Lineage: Eukaryota; Viridiplantae; Streptophyta; Magnoliopsida; Solanales; Convolvulaceae.
GUGCUUUCUGGCUAAUUGGUGUGAGCGACGGCCGAUAUAUAUGGACCAUUUCGCGAAGCUGCCGGAGGGAUGCAUCUCUGAAAUCGUUUCCUUCACUUCGCCGGCCGACGCAUCGGCGCUUUCUGUCAUCUCCAAACGCUUCAAAUCGGCAACUGAGUCCGACACCGUAUGGGGGAAGUUUUUGCCGUCGGAUAUUGAUGAAAUCAUCUCAAAAUCAUCCACUCCCUUUGAUUUUCCACACACGAAGAAGGAACUUUAUAUGUUCCUUUCUCAUUCCCACAUUCUCCUAGAUGGAGGCAAACUGGGGUUGUUUCUGGACAAAAGAACUGGAAAGAAAUGUUUCAUAGUUGCAGCCUCAGCACUUGAUUUCACCGAGAGGAAUGACUCAAAUCGCAUGUAUAUGGCUCAAGAGCUAAUACGCUCCAGGUUAUUCACUUAUUCAUUGUACGUUUUGCUUCUAUUAAAGAUAAAAUUUGUUUUAAUAAGUCAGCUAUUAAAUAGACUCUUUUUUAAUAUCGGUUGAAAGGAAAACUGAUGUGGCAGUACUGAACUCAAUGCAAGACAACAUGUUUGAUAUUUUUGGUAGAAUCAGCAGUGAAAAGUUAUCUAAAGAAACACACUAUUCAUCAUAUUUGGUUUUCAAACUAUGGCCAAAGCAUGGCUACAUCAACCACUCAUUCAGGGGAGUGUCUAGAUUUGUUGACAAUGAGGGUAGAAAUGUGGCUCAAGGUAGAGCUUCACACCUUAUUUUUCAUGAAGAAGGUGACAGAGUAUGGCCUUAUAAUGUGGGGGUUCCUGUUUCUAGAGAUGACGGGUGGUUGGAGGUGGAAAUUGGAACAUUUUUCAACAUUGGAGGGAAUCGUGGUGAUGUUGAAUCUUGUGUGUUUAGUGUUACGCUUCCCUUCGGUCUAUUUCUCGUUGUGGGAGGAAUUGAAUUUCGGCCUGAAAUUAUUUUUGGAGGUAUGAUCGAUUGGGGAUUUUCCGAAGAAUUCUUUGAAGAAAAGGCCAACUUCUAGCUAGUGACGAUGAAAACAAAAGAGUAACUUGUCAGAUCGAUAUGCAUAUUGACUGCAGUACACUAGUUUGCCCAUGAGUACAUUCUAGCUUAACAGGAUCUUUCUACUAUCACGAGAUGUUGUAAUCUCUUUCUCGU